Molecule: messenger RNA, 1429 nt
Organism: Aspergillus pseudonomiae
Lineage: Eukaryota; Fungi; Ascomycota; Eurotiomycetes; Eurotiales; Aspergillaceae
Product: cell envelope integrity protein TolA
Exons: 2
Coding region: 250-1308 (352 amino acids)
Source: RefSeq, a predicted model, not a curated record
UGAACUACCGAUUCAGAGUUUGCUGUGGCUGGCUGUUCGGUUUCUUGCAAGGUAGCGACGUGCGGGACCAAAGCAGACUCAGCUCUGACAUUCUUGACCGCAGUGGGAGUCGUCUCAAGACAUGUAUAUCAGGCCAACAGGGUUUACCGAGCCAAUUUUUCCGUCUCAUCCAACCCAAUUUUCACUCUGCUAACUAUUUCCCUGGCCUGACCCUUUCCUUCUUCUCGGUUGCAGCCUUUGCAAGCUACAAUGAUCCUCAAUCCUUCUCUGCUUGUCUUUAUAUCGGGCAUUGGGGUUACCUGGGCUGCCUCGUCCAAUUGCUUGUCGGGUUCCAGCUUCGACACAUGCUGCUCUGAUCGAGAUGCUGUGGGCAAGGGCACCGUUGAUGAUGUCGUCAUGAAUUAUGCCUGCGGAACUUAUGCUAAAGAUGAGACAGUGGGCUAUGGAACGGUGCACAAGGGCGCCGCCAAUGCCAAAGAAUGCGCCGGGCUUUGUGCCCGUGACACUUCUUGCCAGGCCGGUUUCUGGUCUAAAGUGGGCUCCAAGUGCUACUUAUUGAACAAUAAGAGCUACAAGACAUAUCACAACAAAGGCACAUUCUUGCUGUUCGAGAAAACCACCGAGGAUCCAGAACCUGUCAAUGACUGCAAGGAUCAGCUCGAAUCCGCCACCUCCCAGUGUAAUACUGAGAAGGAUAAGAUCAAACAACAGGGAGCACAGAUAUUGCAGAAGUGCCAGGAUGACAAGGACCAAGCUAUCACCCAGGCCGGGUCCAAGUGCGAAGCUGAAAAACAAGCCAUCCGCAAAGAGAAUGCUCAAAUGGCAGAGCAGGCCAGCAAGCAGUGUGAGGCUGACAAAGAUCAGCUUCGCCAGCAAGCAGCGACCGCAACAAGUCAAUGCGAAAAGGACAAAGCGGAUCUCCAGACCAAGUUGACCCAGUGCCAGGCAAACGUGCCCGCGCCGAAACCCGUCCCGGUGAUAGAUCCGAACUGCGAAGCGAACAGCUGGGUGGCCAUGUGUUCUAGUUGCUCCCAAGACACAUUCGUUAUCGACGGAAAGGAAUUCAAGAAAAAGUGUGGUGUGCGCACUGUUGGCGCUCGUGAGGAACAAUGGCUGUAUCGCGCCUCCCUCAUUGCGUGUAUGAAGGAGUGUGCAGGUAGGAAUGAUUGUCUCGGGGUCGGUUGGAGACCCGCAGAAGGAGUACACGGACACUGCCAUGCCCACAUAAGUAUAGGGCACGGUCUCAGAAACGUCCCUGUCUGGAACGAGCAUCUUCUCUACGUGACAGAGAGAGUGACUCCUUACUGAUAGUCUCAUUGUGAGUAAGUAGCAUGCUUUACUCAAGAGUACGGAACAUGGGCGAAGGAAGGGUGUUGCAACGGCUAAGGUUUCUGCUGAGUCGUAAAGAAAGUCAUAAGCAUAAUACUUU